UGGCGCGCUCCGCCGCUUGUUAUUUCAGUAGUGAUUGCGGGCGCUAGACGUUCGCGCCUUCUUGUGUUUAUUCGUACACGUGACCCCACACGCCGGCGGACAUUCGAUCAUUUACAGAAACACGUCAUGGCGUCGAGUAUAUUGUUGCUAAGCGUGUGGAUGGCAGCAGCGAGCGGUGCACUGGAAGUGGUGAACCAAUGGAAUCACCUCCAGUUCGACUUCCCCCCGGACCCCGUGCUGCUGGAGAAGUUCCAGCCUGAGAACACGGUGCCCACAGGCCUGGAAAUAGGCUGGGACCGGCUCUAUAUUGGAAUACCGAGGCUACGGGCUGGUGUGCCCGCUACUCUAGCCUGGGUACCACGUAGCCUACCACCCGGUGUUAGCCCCGUUUUACAGGCUUACCCGGACUGGUCGUGGCACACUGCUGGCCGCGGCGACAUCAACUGCACAGGCCUAGUGUCUGUGUACCGCACGCGCGCCGACCGUUGCAACCGCCUUUGGGUCCUCGACUCCGGAGUAUUCACCAGUCUUGAUGAUUUCCGCCGCGUCUGCCCGCCCAAAAUACUAAUCUUCGAUAUGGCUACUGAUCGUUUGGUGCGCAGCGUGUACUUCCCGCGAGAGCUGCUGCGACCGAGCUCGCUGCUCACCAAUAUAGUGCUGGACGACACGCGUGCACCCAACCCCCAUCUCGCCGCCACCUGCGACCACAUCUUCGCCUACAUCAGCGACACUGUCACUCCAGGCAUAAUCGUGUACGACAGCCGUCGCGACAACGCAUGGAGAGUAACCCACGCGUCAAUGUACCCCGACCCUAACCUUGGCGAGAUUGACAUCACCGGCGAGAAGUUCACCCUCAUGGACGGCGUGGUCGGACUGGCGCAUUCCCCCGCACAGGGACUUUUGUACUACCAACCGCUUGCUACCGAUAGAUUAUUCAGCGUGUCAACAGCGGUGUUAUCUGCGGGCCCUCUAGCCGAAGGCGCCGACCUGCCAGUAAACCUCGUGGGCCGCAAAUCCUCGCAGGGACUUGGCGUGACCGUCGACCCGAGAGACGACACAAUCAUAUUCAGCCCGAUGACUGAAACAGCGAUCGUCGCUUGGAAUCCCAUCACUAAUUCACACAGGUUGUUGGCGCAGGAUUCAGAGAAGCUGCAGUUUUGUGCGGAAGUGCGGUGGGCGGAGCGCGACAACGGUGCCGUGUGGGCACUUUCAUCUAGAUUCCAGAAGUUCUUCUUGCGAACUAUCUCCAAACAUGAGAUCAACAUCAGGAUAGUGCGUGUGGUGGAUGGCGCCUAUGUGAGCCUACAGCCUCACGUGCUGCGUCGCGCCGCAACUCACUUUAACGCCACCUACUACUGAGUCGACAACACUAUCACACAGAGCCGUAUUAACCGUAUUCGGCGUCUACGAAAAUCUGUCUUAUGCUCCCAAACGUUCGCUGUUGACCCUUACAGCCGCAGGUUAAGACGGCCCUGCAUUUAAACUAUCCAUGUUUUAAAUAUACCUGUCACACAUAGGGCCUAACCAUAAAAAUCUUAGACAGUGUUCCAAUUCAAUUCAGCUUAAGCAUAUCUUAACCUUUUUAUCGCACGCUGAUA
Molecule: messenger RNA, 1598 nt
Organism: Papilio machaon (common yellow swallowtail)
Lineage: Eukaryota; Metazoa; Arthropoda; Insecta; Lepidoptera; Papilionidae
Gene: Y-e
Product: protein yellow
Exons: 8
Coding region: 127-1359 (410 amino acids)
Cellular component (GO): extracellular region
Source: RefSeq, a predicted model, not a curated record